ACGGCUUUUAUUCCGUAGCCUGCCGAGUUUCAGUACUGUAAUGCAGUUUGCUUGAAAUCCCUAAGACUAGCAUCACCUUUUCCUCUGCAAUUGGUGAAAACGCAUUUAUUGCUUUUUUAAAAAAAAAUCUUUUGCUUAAUAAAGUAGAUCGCGAUGACCAUCACGCAGAUAGAUCAAGGACAGCGGUACAGGCCAAGAAUGGCAUUCUUGAAAAAGUUGGAGGUUUUGUUGGUAGAAAUGCAAGAUCCACAAUCUGGCAUCAAAACGCACAUUCAGAACAUGCCGGAGGGCAGCAUGCCACAUACUGUGGUUGGUUGUGAUAUGUUGCAAUGGAUUGUGAAGCGUUUGGAGAUUACCAACGAAGAGGGGCUACAUUUAGGAAGUAUGAUUAUGAAGUAUGGGUACAUGUAUCCUCUUCAGGACCGAAAGAAUCUGAACCUCAAAGCGGACACCAGCCUCUAUCGAUUCCAGACACCCUACUUUUGGCCAACCCAGCAAUGGGGAACAGAAGAUACAGAUUACGCCAUUUACCUAGCAAAGCGAUAUAUUAAGAAGAAAGGAGCUUUAGAAGAUUAUGAAAAGGAACAUUAUAGCAUAUUGCACAAACGCAUCAACCAUAAGUGGGAUUUCAUUAUUAUGCAGGCCAAGGAGCAGUACAGCGCCGGAAAGGAACGAACGAAAGGAGACCGGUACACUUUGGAUUAUCAAGAGAAAGCCUACUGGCUGGUGCAACGGACUCCUCCUGGAAUGCAAGACACACUUGAUUAUGGGCUGGAUAGAGCGAUAGAGCCCUGUGAAAAUAAGGUAAACCAGAAAAAAACAAUUGAAGCAUAUAGGACAGAGAUCAUGUUCCUCCAACAGUCACUCAUGAAGACUGCAACAAAGUCAUCUGUCUCUCUGGGAGGAAUAGUGAAGUACUGUGAGCAGUUCUGCUCCAAUGACCCUAUAAUCUCAGGAUGCCUGCCAAGCAACCCUUGGGUUUCUGAUGAUGUGGAUUUUUGGGACCUCAAUGCAAAACUGGUAGAAAUCCCCACCAAGGCACGGGUGGAGAAAUGGGCCUUAAACUUUAGUGAGCUGAUGAGGGACCCCAAAGGACGUCAGAAUUUCCAGCUGUUCCUGAAGAAGGAAUUUAGUGGUGAGAAUCUGGGAUUUUGGGAAGCUUGUGAAGAUUUGAAAUAUGGAGAUCAAGCCAAAGCGAAAGAAAAAGCAGAAGAAAUUUACAAAACCUUCUUGGCCCCAGGAGCAAGACGUUGGAUUAAUAUUGAUGGCACCACUAUGGGCAUUACAGUCAGAGGCCUCAAAAACCCUCAACGUUAUGUCUUAGAUGCUGCACAGACACAUAUAUAUAUGCUCAUGAAGAAGGAUUCUUAUGGUCGCUAUUUAAAGUCUCCGGUAUACAAAGAAAUGUUGUCCAAGGCAAUUGUACCACAAGAAGUGGUUAAGAAAAGCUCUUACAAUCCGUUUGUCCGCAAGCACCUGCGCUCCAGUCCCAGCCCCAUCCUCUUGAGGCAGCUGGAGGAAGAAGCCAAAGCUAGAGAAGCCGCCACCAAUGUGGACAUCACCCAGGUUAUGAGCAAGCUGGAUCGCAGAAGCCAGCUCAAGCAGGAGGCCCCGCCUGCUAAAUAGGGCCCCAAUAGGGCUGGAGAGCCCAUGGCAGGAGAAAAACCACAGAGCCAGGAGGAGAAUGCUGGCUGUACGUAGGGCUGCAUUUCCGCCCCCUGGCCUGCAGGUGUCACUAGUGUUUCAUUGUUAGCAAUCCAUCUCUCUCUCUCCCCCUCCCUCCCUCUCUUUCUCUCUCUCCCCCCUAGCUUGCCUUCCUCCCAUCUACAGUCGGCUGUUGCCAUGACAUCGAGAACAGUGUCCCUUCAUCAGCCCUUGCUGAUGAUAGAAUCCUAGAAUAUAGGCGGCAAAAAAAAGUCCCUGUACGAGAAUGGCAGUGAUGCUUUUCAUAUCAGAUCAGCUCACUUUACACCAUGUUUUCUAUAAAUUCCCCUCCCACUUCUACAAACACUACAAAGUCUGGAUGCCAUGGCAACCAGCUGCCUAGCCUCUCUAUGCCUGUAAAUAACAAAGAAAAAGGGCUGAACAAUCCUAUUGUAAGACAUCAGCUAGAAAACGGAAUCUUCUUUCCAGAUAUCAAUUAUCUGGUCAUUGUCUAGAGAACAACUCAAGAAUUUGAUAAGGAGCAGACCCUGAGGAAGGAGACUAGUGGACACAUUUAAAUGAUGGUGCAUAACGCAGAUUUACUUUGUGAAUGAUUGAUAUAACCCCUUAAUAUCAUUUAAUUAUCUUUUCCUAUUCAGAAUGGUUCUAUAUUGACCAGCUGGCUUGUGCUUUACUUUCAUUUUAGAAAAUGUUUGCAGAUAAUGUACAAACUCUUUUUUAGGUUUCAUUAGAAUGUUCCACUUUAAUAAGCAAUAAUAGGAUACCAUCUUUCUUUGGGGCAGAUAUUUCAGAUUUCCUAAGCAAAUUAAAGAUCUUAGCUGCUCAGAUGCUUAAUCAUUUGCCUGAUGCCCAUUUAAAGGAAAGCCUUUAAUGGAUUUUUACAAUUCUACCAGACAAAUGUAUUCUAUAUUAGACAAUUCAUGACUUGUUGGGUCAAUAUUUCAUAAAUAUUUCCUUACCUAAACAGAGAAACAGAAUGACUAUAGGUGGGCAAAGAAUCAGCAGGAAAGGGAGUGUCUUUUGAUUUUCUACCAACUUCCCAUUACCUUCCUUGUGGGAAGCUGGCAAGGAGUGCUGGAAAUUGCAAUCACAUGAGUACAGCUGGCUGCAGCAGUGCAGGAAUAUGGCAGUACUGAGAUAGUCAUGACUUUGCCAAAUUUCAAUCACACGGGAGUUCUGGGUCCUGGAUUUUGGAUACAUACUUUAAGUUAGCCCAUUUGAUGUACGUUGAUUCAAAAAUUAUUACCUUAUGAUGCACUGUUUUGUGUAAUUAAAGUUACAAUCAGACAAGCAGGAGAGUUUUAGUGAUAUGAAUAAUAUUAACAUCUAUUACCAAAUUCCAAAGUUUAAAUACUAUUGUUUGUUUGGUGGAGAAGGGUUACUCCACUUAACCUCAUAUAAUGCAAUAAUGGAGUAUAAAAAGAAGCUUUCUAAUGUACAUAUAGGACCAUGCAAUAUCUGUUGGGCUUUUCUGGAGAACAGGGUUUUUUUUUAAUUUCUGAAUGUAUUAUAUUUACAUUAGUGUUCUAGUAAUCAAUUUUCCUGCUUAGCAACAUAAAUUCUGAUCCCAAAUGUCAUAAGAUGAGAAUUACUUGUAUAUGCCUGUCAUAGAGGUUUGACUGCCAUGUGUCUCAAAGCAGGCAGAGGUCAAAAGCCCUUGAAGUGAUUGGAAAUGCCAGAAGAAAUGUAUUUUUUUUUUCUUGGGUUCACUAUGAGCAACGUCAGCAAAACUUAAAAGCUUACCCAGCAGAAAGGUGAAGAUGAAUUGCAGGGCUGACCUUUGUUUAAAUAAUCUAUAGCUAUUAAUCAUAGUCAGUAUGUGCUUGAAAUAUUUCAGUAGUUUAUGAACAACUAAGUGGAAUUGAGGCUCAUACAAUUUCUCAGUAUGUUUCAUUUAUUUUCAGGAAGUUAGUUCAGUCACGCAGAUGCUAUUUCUAUCAUUUGAUCUAGCUGAGUGAGCUUAGGUUGACUUUCAGUUCUGACCUUUUUUGUCACUGCUUUUCAUCAUCGGUUGCAAAAUACAAGGAACGUUUGGGAAUCUCUGUGAUAUUGGCAGAACUAGAACACCAUCGUCAAAAAGGCCAUGAGAACAUACCAAGGAUGUGAUCUUAAAACAAUCCGAGGAGUGAUAAUUUCUGUUAGAUCAAAGAAAUCUAAAUGUAGCCCAGCAGCACUGCUGUAAUUUAGGCAGAGCUUCCUGAGACUCUCAACUUUGAAAAUGCAACUGUGGAGAUUAAUUAAAAUGUCUGUUUAGAAAGGUCAACACUCUAGCUACAUAAUGCACCAAAAUAAUCUGAAACUCUUUGGAGGUAACUUCAGGGUUCCUUAGAAUCUUUUCAGGGGUUCUUUAGUAAUACAUUAGUUAUUUAGAAAAUGUACAGUAUAUCCUAUGUUUGAAUAAAUUUUAAAGAAAACUAAUAAUAGAUUAUGGCCUCUGGCAUACUAUAACCAUGGGAAUUGCAAGCCACUCCAAUAGAGAAUAAAUCAGUCUGCAUUGUUCACAAGCCUUAGGCUGGAAGUCUCGGGCACAAGUGGGAGUCAGCUUCCCCAAUUAAGAAUAGUGAAGAAACCAAAUUCUAGAGACACCAUGCACAAAUACACAUUCCUGCUGAAGUAGAAGUAUCAAGGAAGGGACAUCCCAGUUUGCAAAAGCUUUUUGGCAUCCUGGUUUUUUUUGUCAUCUUCUAAGGGUAUAAUGCUAGAUUUUAGCUGUUCUAUCUAUCUAUCUAUCUAUCUAUCUAUCUAUCUAUCUAUCUAUCUAUCUAUCUAUCUAUCUAUCUAUCUAUCUAUCAUUUAAUUUCUGCAUCACCCAUUUCACUUAAGCGACUGUGACUUUUACAACAUCAUUAUAAAAACACAUGAAUAAAAGCAUAGAUUAAAAACAGGAUUAAGAACAAUGUAAAAAGUAUAGGUAGAAAUACAAAGCAAAGUUAAAAAUUGAAAAGGCUAAAAGAUUAACAAGGCAGGAAGAGUUUCCUCAAGCCAGCAGCCUUUCCCAAGGUUGUAUCAAGACUAUGUCAGGUCUUAACACUCAUCCAGAAAUAGCAAUAGCACUUAGACUUAUAUACCACUCCAUAGUGCUUUACAGCACUCUCUGAGUGGUUUACAAUGCCAGCAUAUUGUCCCCAAUAAUCUAGGUCCUUGUUUUGCUGACCUUGGAAGGAUAGAAGGCUGAGUCAACCUUGAGCCCUCUGGAUCAAACUCCAGGUUGUAGGCAGAGUUAGUUUGCAAUACUGUAUUCUAACAAUUGCACCACCAUGGCUCUACACCAUCAUGGAAAAACAGAAGAGUGGGGGUUCUCCUCACCUCUAGGCAGUGGUGGGUUGCUCCUGGUUCGCUCCGGUUCAGGAAAACCGGUAAUGGAAGCAGCGGGAGGCUCUGCCCACCCACCCAGACCUCAUCAAAAACGCUCUGCCCAUACGAAGCAAGCACCUGCACCCAUGUGCUACCAAUAGCAGUGAACCAGUAGUAUUGGGAUUUGAAUCCCACUACUGCCUCUAGGGGUAAGAUCAGGGGUGAAAUACUACCGGAUCGGACUGGUAGGUAGCAGAGAUUGGGUCUGGUUCGCCAAUCCAGUAGCAAUCGCUGGCUGGCCACGCCCCCGAACCAGUCCAUGGCCCGCAGUCCAGCCUUUGCAAACUGGACACCGGGAUACCGGGAAGGCAGCCCGCCACCUGCUCGCCCUUCGGUCAGGGUCCGGGGCCCAUUCCCCGAGGCACUGGAGCCGCCGCCUGCCCCAACCGGGUCAGGGAAUGCACCAUUCCCUGACUCCGGCCUUUCCCCGGAGCUGCUGCCCACUCACUGGCCACUCGCCGCCCGUUUGCCCUUCACCUUUGGUCAGGGCCCAGGGCCCAGGGCUGCCUCAUUCCCCUGAGACCUCUCCUUGAAUAUGCCACCGCUAUUGCUGCUUGUUCCAUGUACUGGCUGCGCAAGCGCACACAGUUUAUUUCAUUUAUUUAUCAACGGCAGGUUGGGUGUGCACUUGUGCUGCUGGCGCAUAGAACAAGGUGGCAUAUUCAAGGAGAACAACUCCAGUAACUUUUGGACACUUGCCUUUCCUGGCAACCAGCCGCUGGAGGAAAGUAAGUAUACGCCGCGUGGCGAAGGAAGAGCGGGCGGUGGCUCUAGGACAAGGCUGAUGUUGGGGAAUGGUGCAUUCCCCGACCCAGUUGAGGCAGGCGGCGAGCAGAUGGUGA
Messenger RNA from Ahaetulla prasina, 5861 nucleotides. It is a transcript of the gene RGS9, whose product is annotated as regulator of G protein signaling 9. Lineage: Eukaryota; Metazoa; Chordata; Lepidosauria; Squamata; Colubridae. The record is from RefSeq and is a predicted model, not a curated record. Bases 154 to 1626 code for a protein of 490 amino acids. Gene Ontology annotation, biological process: regulation of G protein-coupled receptor signaling pathway; intracellular signal transduction; G protein-coupled receptor signaling pathway. The transcript is spliced from 17 exons.